AUGUCUCCAGGAAAUACUCCGUCUAGGGAAGGGGAAGCUCCGGGGACGGAUGCACCUGGAUUCUCUCUCGCUACUAUACUCAGUGACGACCACGACAACAUCGAACACCCAAACGCGAAGGACGCGCCGGAGGGCAGCUGGGACGAGGAACACCACGAGGAGACUGCGGCUCAGGGUUUUUGUGUAGAGUGUGAAGACCAGCCUGCGGAAGUGCACUGCGAAACAUGUUCUGACGACUACUGCGAAGUGUGUUUUGCUGCGCAGCACCGCAAGGGAACGCGUAAGCGGCACGCGAGCAAGUCGCUGACAAGUGAACGCCAAAAGAAAGCCAAGAUGCAUAACGGUGCUUCUACCACCAACGGAGUUGCUAUGGAUACGGACGACGACUCGGACCACGAACUUGAGCGAAUCGCUGCUAAUUCAUCCUCUGCAGCAACUGCAGUACCCCAAUCGACGGUCGGCGACUGGUUCGUUGAGCGUUCAAAGUUCAUUCCUUUACGUCUCGCUCUGGAAGAGCGCAAGUAUCUCCGCCUACUCGAAGCGGCGCUUAGCGUCUCGGAAUACACAGAUAGAAUAGACGCGUUAGGCGGAAGUCUAUCGAAGGCGAGGCGCAUCGUACACCAGAUCCGCGAGCUCUGUUCAAUUCUUUCCGGGCUGGUACUCUCGGCGGAUUACAAGCAGGGCCAGGAGUUAUUUGCGGAUCGCGACUUCGAGGCGAACGAAGCCUUCUUCCAACGGAUCUUCGAGCUCGGUCGACGACAUAAGAUCAUGAACCCAGACAAGAUGCGUUCCACAUACGGGAAGCUCAUGUAUUUACUGCAGGAUAGCCAAACCCCCGAAGUGAAAGAGCUGCUCAACUUCUCAUGCGUAAAGCCGAUCCAGUCGGUGUAUACCAUCAUAGAGGCACACCAUGCGGUCGAUCUCUUGCGGGAUGACCUUGUAGCGAUCGCGACCAAGGAGAUCUACUCGGAAGGGCGAACGCGGCGGGAUGUCCAGAAAGACAUUAAAUCGAAGGAGCGUGCGAUUGAGACCCUUGCUGCACGGUACGCACGCGUGGGUUUCAGCGAAGAAAACGUGCGCCAGUGCCUGUACAGCAUUGGGGACAAUCACGCGUUCCUCCGCACGAACCGUGAUCCGUGCGACAAGAUGAUCGCGUACUUGAAGCAGUACUUCCACCCCACGCAGGCGAAGGACUCGAAGAGCAGUCUCGCGAUCAAGAGUGGGAAGGGCGGUGCAAGACUUACACAUGACCACUCAAAGCAGUAUGCCUAUGUCAUCCAGAGCUUGACGCUGUGGCGCGAGAUCCUGCAUGACAUGUUCCACCUAUGGUCACUUGCUGAACAAGAUCUUCUUUCGGAGAACGUACCAUACCGUCUCCGCGACACUGGUCAAGGUCUGAACCGCGUACAGGCCGCUCCAAAGACGUCCCGCAUGAUGCACUCGAUCCUCCAUCGUGCUCAGAAAAGUGUCGGUUCAUGGGUCGGAUCUUCAGUUGUUCACAUGGGUGAUCACAAUGUCCCCAAUGCGUUGAUGUUCAUCGAUAAAUAUUCGCAGAUCUACCGGAUCCUUCUUCCGAUAUGCAAUACGCUUGCACAGAUCCCAACGGUGGCAAAAGACCCCGCACUGCGGUCGUAUAUUGAUGACGAGUUCGGUUCGCCAGAGAAUCUCUCUCGCGAGAUCCUCGCGGAUUUCUUCCGUCACGGGUUCGACGGAUCUGGUGCAGGAAAUUAUUUCGAUGCAGGAUCAUGUAUCGACGGUCGCUUAACAAGUGCAUGGAACUGGUGCUCGCUAUUGGAGAAGAAACGUUUCUUCCCGGUAUUUUUACUGACAGGUUUCAUAGGCUUUGAUGGCGAAUGGUAG
Molecule: messenger RNA, 1860 nt
Organism: Sparassis crispa
Lineage: Eukaryota; Fungi; Basidiomycota; Agaricomycetes; Polyporales; Sparassidaceae
Product: UPF0652 protein
Exons: 8
Coding region: 1-1860 (619 amino acids)
Molecular function (GO): zinc ion binding
Source: RefSeq, a predicted model, not a curated record